AUGCCCUACGACCAUCCUAACUGCGAAUUUCGUCUUCGCCUUCUACUUUCCGCUCUCUUCUCCCAGGUCCAGGCGGCCGAUCCUCCCCACCCUCCUCCUACGCCUACCUCCCAGCCCGAUCCCGAUCCCGUGCCACGGGGCCCAGAGCCUGCCCCAGCUCCCGAAGAAGCUAUGGCUCAUCCCGAUGAGCGGCCUGUAGCCGCAGCGCAGCACCUCAGACGCUCCAAGACGGCUGCAUCACAUCAUCAGGCGCAAUGCGUCCACUCGGCUCCCCCAUCUCCCUCUCCGUCGAAGAGGCGAAUCUCUCAGGUGCCGGGGUGCUCUGGAACUUCGUCCUCGCAUAGCCCUUCCGCAAUACCGAAACGAGCUAAGCCGGAUAUGGCACCGCCCAAGAUCCUGCCGCUGCGAUAUGAACACUGCCCGGUUGAAGAUAUGGUUGUCCUGAUUGCGCACAUGCUCGGCGAACUGAUCGAGACCAAUGACGCCCUCUCUCUAAAAUCAAGAAAUCUUACCCGCUUUCACUCCCGAACGGCGCCAGGCAUCUCCGUCCUCGACUACCUCCAUCGCCUGGCCAAGCAUGCCACACUCACCCCGCCGCUCCUCCUAUCCAUGGUCUACUACAUCGACCGGCUGUGCGCCAUGUACGCCGACUUCACCAUCAACACGCUUACCGUGCACCGCUUCCUUAUCACGGCUGCUACCGUCGCGGCCAAGGGCUUAUCAGAUGCUUUUUGGAAUAAUUCGACGGGGCUGGUUGAGCGAUGCCCGGGUUAUGAGCUUGAGGCCGAAGAAGAGGAUGAGGAUGUCGAUGAUGAAGAACAAAAUCAAGAUGACGAUGACGACGACGAUGACGAUGGACUUGACGACAAUGAAACCUUUGACGGGGGAUAUCAAGGACAGGGGUCUGGAUAUGAGAUGGAGGAUUCCCCCGGCACGAGCGAGGAAGGACUUCUUGGGAGACAAUAG
Molecule: messenger RNA, 966 nt
Organism: Thermochaetoides thermophila DSM 1495
Lineage: Eukaryota; Fungi; Ascomycota; Sordariomycetes; Sordariales; Chaetomiaceae
Exons: 4
Coding region: 1-966 (321 amino acids)
Biological process (GO): regulation of cyclin-dependent protein serine/threonine kinase activity
Cellular component (GO): nucleus; cyclin-dependent protein kinase holoenzyme complex
Molecular function (GO): protein kinase binding; cyclin-dependent protein serine/threonine kinase regulator activity
Source: RefSeq, a predicted model, not a curated record